Zymoseptoria tritici IPO323 is the source of this 721-nucleotide messenger RNA. Its product is annotated as TIP41-like protein. Gene Ontology annotation, cellular component: cytosol. The transcript has a single exon. The annotation marks the transcript as partial. The record is from RefSeq and is a predicted model, not a curated record. Gene Ontology annotation, biological process: TOR signaling. NCBI's taxonomy places the organism in Eukaryota, Fungi, Ascomycota, Dothideomycetes, Mycosphaerellales, Mycosphaerellaceae.
CACCGUGUUCGCCAUGCCGUCGCUCGCUCCCGACAGUGCUGCCGGCCUGCAGUCUCACACCAGCCGCAAUGGCGUCUGGAAAGUGACCACGCGGAAGCAACCCAUCCUCAAAGCCGAUCCGAUUGAAGAGCUGCACAAAGACGUUGGAAUCCCGAUCCCAGAAAUGAUCUUUGGCGACAACUUCGUUGCAAUCACGCACUUGAAGUCUGGCUGGACUCUGGAUUUCAACGCGCGCGAUGCACUGGACCGUGUGAGCAAGACGGAAGAGGGCAUGCUUCAAGUCGCCGUUGCAGAGGAGUGGAAGAAAGAGCGAUCGCACCAGCAGGAGGUCAAGCAAGUGGUGAAGCCAUUUGACUGGAGUUACAGCACGGACUUUAAGGGAACGACACAUCUUGGAGAUGCAAAAGGAGAGUGGCAGACCUCAUCACAGACCAAGGAUCCCAUUCGGACAGAUUUGCUCAGUCGGCAGGAUCCCAUUGAAUUCUUCAACGAGGUUGACCUUUUCGAGGACGAAUUGGCAGACAAUGGAAUUGCGAUAUUGAACAUCAAAAUUCGAAUGAUGCCGGAUCGAUUACUGCUGCUCAGCAGGUACUUCCUUCGACUGGACGGCGUUAUCGUACGACUUCGGGACACGCGAGUGUACGUCGAGCACGGUUCGAACAAGGUCAUUCGACAGUUCACAUCGAAGGAGGAGAAGUACGAAGUGAUUCAGGAGAAGCUC